GUUACUCCCUGUAUCUUUUGCUUGGGUCAAAACUUUUGAGGUGGGCUGGCUAGAUAGCAGCGGGAGAGAGGGUAAACUAGGGCUCGGGUUGGAGGAGCUUCAGCACCUCGGUCAGCGCCCACUGCAGCCCAACCCACCCCCUUGAGCUCGCGCGGACUCCCUGCUCUGAGAAUGCCUGCGGAAUGAUCGCCCCCCAGGGCGGCUGCCGCUGCUGCCGCUACUGCUACCGCUGCUACUGCUCCCGCUGCUGCUGCUCUUGCUCCUGCUCCAGCCACCGCCUCUGUCUCUACUCUGUUCUGACUGGCAGGCAGAGAGUGCAACUGACGAGGGAAAGGUCUCUGCAGUGAGAGUGGAGUGGCUACAGAAAAGAGAGUAAAGAGAGGGCAAAAACCCAGAUCAGAAUGCAGGCGACGUCCAACCUACUCAAUCUCCUGCUGCUGUCUUUGCUUGCUGGAUUAGACCCUUCCAAGACUCAGAUUAGUCCCAAAGAAGGGUGGCAAGUGUACAGCUCAGCCCAGGAUCCUGAUGGACGGUGCAUAUGCACAGUGGUUGCUCCAGAACAAAACUUGUGUUCCCGGGAUGCCAAAAGCAGGCAGCUCCGCCAGCUUCUGGAAAAGGUUCAGAACAUGUCCCAGUCUAUUGAAGUCUUAAACUUGAGAACUCAGAGAGAUUUCCAAUAUGUUCUAAAAAUGGAAACCCAAAUGAAAGGGCUGAAGGCCAAGUUUCGGCAGAUUGAAGAUGAUCGGAAGACACUAAUGACCAAGCAUUUUCAAGAGUUGAAAGAGAAGAUGGAUGACCUCCUGCCCUUGAUCCCGGUGCUGGAACAAUACAAAACAGACGCCAAGUUAAUCACCCAGUUCAAAGAGGAGAUCCGGAAUCUGUCUGCCGUCCUCACUGGGAUUCAGGAGGAAAUCGGUGCCUAUGACUAUGAGGAACUGCAUCAAAGGGUUCUCAGCCUGGAGACCAGGCUUCGUGACUGCAUGAAAAAGCUGACAUGUGGCAAAUUGAUGAAAAUCACAGGCCCAAUUACAGUCAAGACAUCUGGAACCCGAUUUGGCGCUUGGAUGACAGACCCUUUAGCAUCUGAAAAAAAUAAUAGAGUCUGGUACAUGGACAGUUAUACCAACAAUAAAAUUGUUCGUGAGUACAAAUCAAUGGCAGACUUCAUCAGUGGGGCUGAAUCACGGACAUACAACCUCCCUUUCAAAUGGGCAGGAACCAACCAUGUUGUCUACAAUGGCUCACUCUAUUUUAACAAGUAUCAGAGUAACAUCAUCAUCAAAUACAGCUUUGAUAUGGGGCGAGUGCUUGCCCAACGAAGCCUUGAGUAUGCUGGAUUUCACAACGUUUACCCCUACACAUGGGGUGGCUUCUCGGACAUCGACCUAAUGGCUGAUGAAAUCGGGCUGUGGGCUGUGUAUGCAACGAACCAAAAUGCCGGCAAUAUAGUCAUCAGCCAACUUAACCAAGACACCUUGGAGGUGAUGAAGAGCUGGAGCACUGGUUACCCCAAGAGAAGUGCAGGGGAAUCUUUCAUGAUUUGUGGGACACUGUAUGUCACCAAUUCCCACUUAACAGGAGCCAAGGUGUAUUAUUCAUAUUCCACCAAAACCUCCACAUAUGAGUACACGGACAUUCCCUUUCAUAACCAAUACUUUCACAUAUCCAUGCUUGACUACAACGCAAGAGAUAGAGCUCUUUAUGCCUGGAACAAUGGUCACCAGGUCCUAUUCAAUGUCACCCUUUUCCACAUCAUUAAGACUGAGGAUGACACAUAAGCAAAUGUAAUUUGUUUUCAUUGAUUGAAACCGUGUCAUUUGUGAUAAACUCUAUAGAACCCCCUUCUGUUUUCCCUUUAUUGUAACUUCUCAUCAUUUCUCCAAAGCAUUUUUUUUUUAUUAUUUUAAAGUUGGUUUGUCAAAAAUCAGCCGAGCCUGUCUAAAUUGACCUGUUGGAAACACAUCUUAACUCCUAAAUUUACGGGGCCUAUCAUGUCCUUGUCGUGAAAAGCACUAAAAAGAGCUUAAGUGUCUAAAGUUAUAGUUUUGCAAAAGGUUAAUGAUCUGCCUUAUAUUAGAGUCAGAGACUAAUGAUGGCUUAAAUGCAUGAAUGUCUUUUUUUUUUUAAUUCUGUCAUUUUUUACUGUCUUUUGCUCUACAUCAGGAAAUAUUUUGGUAGGAAUUAGGGGAAAAAAAAGCACUUUCCUCCCAUUUAUUUCUAAAAAAGAUUUAAGGAUUUUAUUUAUAGGGAAAAUAUAUUACUCAUUUUGCUGUUAUAGAAUUCUCUGAUGCGGUGCUGUACAGUCAUUUUUAAAUCUCUUGCUAACAUUUUAUUGGCAAUAUGUAUUUCUACCAUUGUAACCACCAUUGUGCAAUUGUAUCUCUUCACUUCUGUGAAAGUAAGUAAUAUUUUUUAUAAAAUACACUGAAGUUUAAUCUCAGUAAUUCUUAUGGGCCAAUUUUCAAGUGUGGUCAGGAGAAAAUAUCUUCUCGGCUUACCCCUUUAUUUAAAUUUAUAAUCAGGAAGAAAAAUCAAACUAAAUCCCUUACAUAGAAUAUUUCUUUUACCCCAAAUUUAUUGGAUCACUAACACUGAAUGCUAAAACUAACUACAGAUGAGUUAUUCUAUUCACUUCACUGAAAGCAACCCACAUUGUUGCUUGCAAAGAUGCAACUGAGUCAGAAAAUUUUGGAUUUGAGUUGACUUUACUCAUUUAUUAUACAACCAACCAAAUUUUGUUCUUCAUAAAUAAGUCUAUUAGUGUUUUAACUUAAAUUUUACACACAACUUGCAAUAAUGUAAUUACUUGUGUCAGGACUCUGAAAGUACAUGAAGCACAUAUAGAAACUCUUAAAAAGAAAAUUUCUGUGAGGUCAUCUAGAUUUACAUUAUGAACCCUGGAGAGUUACUGGCAAUGUGAGUGCAAAAGAAAAUGAUGGGUAGACUUGGGAGCUGUCUGUGCGGUUUAAAUGUGCAAAAAACCAAUUCAGAAAACAAGAUGGGAGGGCAACCCCUUGUUACCCUGAUUCAUAAUGUGUGCAGAAAUAAUGUAACCAAAAAAGAAAGUUUUAAUAACAUUUUAUGUUAAUAAUCUCAAAAACAUAUAAUCGAUAUUUAUCAAACAUGUCAUUGAGUUUGGAUGUCCUUUCCAUAUGUUAAAAAUACUUACCUAAGGCAGUUUUACAGAAACUAGAGUGUGGGUUGGUUUUACAAUUUAAAAAGUAUAUUCUAUAACAAAUAAUGUAUAACUUAAAUUGUGGUAAAUGUUUAGUUUCACACAUACAUAAUAAUAAUUUCCUUUGUAAAGUAAGGAUAUAGUAAUUCAGAUAGAGCAUUGUGUAAAGAAAUGCUAACACUUAAGUAAUUCAUUUCAAAUGUCACAAGUAAAACAUAAUUCUCAAGUAUCUCACUGUCAAAGUCAUAGAAUUAAAUAACUCAAUCUUGAGAUUGUUCAAGUUUAACAACGGUUUCUUUACUUUUUGUCUACAAAAAGUUAGCAUGACUUAGUGACCACUCUGGGUCCUUUUGCAAUGUUGUCUUCUCUUUUAAAAUGUUUAUAUAAGUUCUCCUCUGCUUUUGAGAGUUAGAAAAUUUAGGGGAUUCACUUGUCAUUGUACACACACCACAAAAAUAAUCAGCCAAUACUUUGUAUAUCAAGAGUUUGUAUGAAGAAAGAAAGCCAAUUUAAAAAAUGAAUGAAUUUUUAAGUAGAUGGCCUCUGAUGGAUAUCUGGGUCUUCAUUACUUGUUUUUUAAAAAAAUGAUGUAAUAUAGUAUCACAUACAUUCAAAACCUGGAUGAUCACAGCUUUUUUGUGAGAUGUGCAGCUUGUAAAGCACUUUAUUGUUUUCUAUGUAAGGUAUCAUCACCACAUCCAAUUUCUAGUGUAUGUGCUGCUAGGGCACGCACAGAUUUUAUUAUUGUCAUAGAAGUGGGGGUAACAUGAAUUUAAAAAUGUGAUUUGCAUUAAACAUUUACAGUUUAAAAGCAUUCUUCUUAAUAAAUUAUUAUCAGUUUUGUGCCUGAAAUAAGAACUUACUCUAAUCACUGUUUUUUUUUUUUAACUCUCAAACAAAUUUUAUGAGGGUAAUAACUUACUACUUUAAAAUCAUUUACAUAAUCCUAUCAGUAAAGAAAUCCAAGCUUAAUCCUAAAUGAACUGUGCAACUGGUAUUUUCUGAAUUAACCAGAUCGUUAACAAACUUCUAUGUCAUUCAAAUAAUAACAUGAUCAUGGUCUGAUUGUGUUUGUGUGACCUUUUUAUUUGUGGCCCUUGAAUCACAAUACUUACUAUCUACACAUAUAUCUAUUAGUUCAUAAAAUUAUAGUGUUUCAGUGCAUUACCAGUAUGUAGGGUAAAAGAGAAUAUAAUGAUAUGCCUAAAUAUAACAUUACAAGUAAUUAGAUAAAAUUUACCAUAAAUUCAGAAUCUCUGGUUUUUAUCACUGUACUCAGAGUCAUUUCAUCUUUAUAAUCCAUAUGACUCCUUCUAAUGAAAUCUUUUCUUCAGAAACAAUUUAAUCCUAAUAAGAAAAUGGUCUUUCAAAUCACUACCAAACUUACAAGUAUAAAUUUUUCACCCAGAAGAAUUAUUUUUUAAAUAUAACUAUACAAAACUGUUCUUCUGUUCUCCUAAAAGUAAGUUAUUUUCCUACUAAGGUAAGUUUUGCAUAUAAUAGUCCUUUAGCUUUAUUCUCCUUAAAGAGUAUAUUUCCAAAAA
Molecule: messenger RNA, 4719 nt
Organism: Lontra canadensis (Northern American river otter)
Lineage: Eukaryota; Metazoa; Chordata; Mammalia; Carnivora; Mustelidae
Gene: OLFM3
Product: olfactomedin 3
Exons: 6
Coding region: 402-1778 (458 amino acids)
Biological process (GO): signal transduction
Source: RefSeq, a predicted model, not a curated record